Penaeus chinensis is the source of this 8359-nucleotide messenger RNA. RefSeq names its product protein GDAP2 homolog (gene Gdap2). The coding region runs from base 148 to 897 and encodes 249 amino acids. The transcript is spliced from 7 exons. The record is from RefSeq and is a predicted model, not a curated record. NCBI's taxonomy places the organism in Eukaryota, Metazoa, Arthropoda, Malacostraca, Decapoda, Penaeidae.
AGGACCCGCGGGGAGCCGCCGGCCGGAGGGCUUGGGAAGGCUGCAUCCGAGCAGAAGCAGCAGCAGGAGCAGCAACAGCGGCAGCAGCAGGUGUGGAGCGACGACGAGGAAGGCUGGUCCAGGCGAGAGGGAGAGAUCUUCACCAUCAUGGGGCGAGUCACCACACCCAGCGGCAGAGACCUGGAAGACUCUGCGGACUUGGCAGCACAGUUCCAGUCGUCUGUGAGCAUUGGCGACCACGCCUUCUCACAAAUGGAGGAGGACAUUGACAAGCAGAGGCUUCUUGGGGGUCAACCGGCCUAUGCCACGGCCGACCCCGAGACUGCCUCCAUGACCUCUGACCUCCAGCACAAGCAGAGGUAUGAGAGGCUCCUCCGCCGUGCCAAGACUGAGGAUCUGAGUGAGGUCUCUGGAAUUGGGUGCCUCUACCAGUGUGGGGUUGACAAGUUUGGCCGUCCCGUCAUCAUCUUCAUCGGCAAGUGGUUCAAAUUCAAUGAGAUCAAUCUGGAAAAGGCCAUCCUUUACCUGAUCUAUCUACUAGACCCCUUGGUGCGUGGCGACUAUGUGAUCGUCUACUUCCAUACUAUCACCACCACAGAGAACCAUCCCUCGCUUGCUUGGAUCAGGGAGGUCUAUGAGGUCCUCGAGUAUAAAUACAAGAAGAACCUCAAGGCCUUCUACAUUGUUCACCCAACCCUCUGGACCAAAAUUAUGACUUGGUGGUUCACUACUUUCAUGGCUCCACAGAUCAAGCAUAAGGUUCACUCUGUUCCUGGCGUUGAAUACCUGUAUGACAUCAUCGAUCAGGACCAGCUGGAGAUCCCCGCAUACAUCACAGAGCAUGAUAUGACAGUCAAUGGAAUUCGCUACUACAAGCCAGGCUCGGCAUCCUCUUGAAAAGCUUUGAACUCCUUUGGAAAUCCAGAGAUGGAAUGAGGAAAGAUGCUUCUUGUUUUUUAUUUUUUAUUCUUUUCUUCUUUUUCUGUUAAUGAAUCUGUAGUGUGUGACAUGCAAUAAUGAUGAUAAUUAUAAAAUGAAUGAAAAAUCAGGAAUAAAAAAGAACAAAAUAUGCCGAGAAGGAAGAGAAGUGGAGCAAGGAUUUUUCAGCGCAGUAUUGAUGUACGAUAGUUGGCAUUUUGAUCACAUUUUCUCAUUCUUCCACUGUGGAGAAAUAUUUUACGUUGUUUUUACAAAGAGCUUUGUGCAGUGAUGUAACAUAUCUUAGCACUACACUUUAGAUUGUGGCCUUGUUUUAAGAGAAAAGUAAUUGAUAGUAAUAAUAAUAAUAAUCAUAACAAUAUAUCAUACUGUAUAUGUAAAAAUAAGUCAUGCCUGAUUACUCCUUGAUCAAGGUAGAUAUUACAUGCACUAUUCAUGUCCUUUCAAGAUAGUAGAGUAGAAAUCAAAAUAUAUGGAAGAUAUAGAAAGCAAAGCGUAAAUGUAGAGAAAAGAAAUCCAUCUUUUUCUCUCUCUCUCGGGUUGGGGGAGCAUGUGUUUUGUAUAUACCAUUAACCUAUUUUUACUGGCAAUAUACCCAUUGCUCAAUAACUUACCAAGGAGUCUCCUUACCUCCACCCCUUACCCUUUAACCCCUUCUCCCCCUUUCUCUCUAAGCUUCCCUGACAUGAGCAGUAAUAUCUUUUUUCUGUGGUGUACAUAAAGACUAAACAAUCAAGGUGUUUGUCAGUGAAUUGAGGAUGCAAUCAACAUAUCUCUCUUGUAUAUGUACGUAUGUGCGUUUGAUGGAGCCAUGUUUGGUGUUCCAAAUUUUUUUUCUUUUCUCUUUCUUUUCCAAUUGUCAUGGCAUUGAUUAAAACCUUGUUAGAGAUGGAGUGGUUUAUGUUUGUUUUCCUUCAUCUUUUUUUCUUUCUUUCUUUUUUUAGUUUUAUUGUUUGCUUAUGCUUCUGUCUGUUCUUGCUGUUUCUCAAGUUUUUACAUAUUUUUCUUUAAGUACACCGUUUUUGAUGACUUUACAAGAGACAGUGGCUUUUGAAAGAAUCUUCUCAUUGUUGAACACUUAUGUGCUUUGCAGAUUAAAUGUUACAAGGCUUUCCAGAAUGUCUGUGUUGGCAUGUACUUGCAUAUGUGCAUUUUGAGAGAGGGAAUGAAGGAGGACAAGGGAGAGUGAAAGUGAAGAAGAAAGAAGGGAGUGAGUGAGUGAAAGAGUCAUUGGUGAGUUGAAGAGGAAGAGAGAGAAAGAAGAAGGAGAGAAAGUGAGAGCGUGUCUUGAAUGAGUAAAUACAACCAUUUGGAUCUGGACAAAGAAUGAAAGAAUUUGCAUGUAACCUUGUACCCUUUAAAUUGUAGAGCAUAUCUAAGUAUCUUCUCUGUAAAGUUCAGCGACACAAUACACUGAAAGUCACUGUGAAAAACAUGAGAUUUUUGUAAAUUAAGGAGAUUAACAAUCAAAGAAAUAAGACAAUAAUAGAUUUUUUUCUUGUCUUUAUUUACAAAGAAAUUCACCCAAGUCAUGUUAUUUGCUUCCAAGAAAAGUUGCAUUUAUUUAUUAUUAUUUUUUUUUUUUUUCACUUAUACAUAUAUUUUGUCGAAGCCUUAUUUACAGAUGUUCUGUACUCUCUUAUUUUUUUGUUUUCUUCAUUCCCAUUUUUAGCAUGAAUUAUUAAUAUAAGAAGAGAUCAAGUAAUAUGAUAUAUAGUAAAGUGUGAUCAAGUUUAAGGGGAGCACUGGAGUAGAACAUACAUAUCAUUGAAUUAAUAAUAAGAAAGAGAAGGAAAACAUUAAUUGAAUACAAACAAAUAUUCCCAAUCAUGGUUUAUCCAGUUCUCACUGUUGAUGCCAAAAAUCCUAAAAGCAUCUUAUGUGAUCCCUCCUAUACAGAAUUUUGAAGUUUAUUAUAUGUAAUUAACUUCAUUCAGUAUGAAUAUCUAGUUAGAAGAAAGGGUAAGAUUUUUUUUUUUUUUUUUUAAAUGCUGUAAGUUCCAGAAGUAAUAUUUUGAGGCUAGGAAAUCAGAGCCAUAAAUCAAUCAUUACUUGGACAACUGUUUUGACAUUUGUGUGCCUUUCUCUGCUGCUUUUGGUUGUUUAAUCAGUCAGAGAACCUGUAUGACAUCCAGCCUGUACAGAAUACCAUUUUGAUGAGGUCUUUAUGGUUAGUAAGUGUAGGUAUCAGGAGGCACCACCUUCAUUGCAGACAGGUAUUAUAUUAGGAUUAUAUUUAUUACUGUCUGGAGCCUUGAGUUCCUUUUAGGUGUCUCAUUUACCAGACCUUCUCAUGUGGAAUCUUGGAUAAAUACAAGUUCAUGGAAAUGAGCUUCUCAGAUGUUGGAUGUGUAUCCUCAUGCGAUGAUAUCAGUUGGUGAAGUAUAGCAUAAAUUGCUUUCUUCAGUCUCAUGGUCAUUGCUCACAUUAUGGCCUUUCCAUAUUACUGACAACUGGCUAGGGAUGUCUUUGAAAAUGUGUGUAAAACCAAGAAUGCUAUGUAUACCUAGUCUUCUUACCAGUCUUGGUGGUGACAGAUUCACUGGCUAUCCUCCUCUCCAUGUGAUUAUAUUCUUUGGUAACAAGAUGUUCUUUAUAAGAGCCUUGUUCUUCAUUUAAUCUACAGAGAGCUUUGUAUACAUUCAAGUCCUUGUCAUCAACAAAGAGUGACCAGAGUAGCACCACACACUGUCUCCAUGUGAGCUGUAAUUUGAUGUGACCUCUGUAGUAAUAGUGUGUAGGUAUUAAUAACAAAACAAAUACCAAAGGAAAGUUUUAACAUUUGCAAAAGUUCCUACUUAAAAGUUCUCUGCUAAAAAGUCCUUUGUGGGACAGUGUGUCCUGCUCCAGUUGUGAGGCAAAAAUAAUCUUUCAUGACAUUUUAACAUGAUAAGAGCCUUUGUGGAAAUUGCUGGCUUUGAAACUAUGCCACAUUCAUGGAGAAGCAUCUUUUAAGAGUAGAUUGUGAUUUUGGCAAGAAGGAUAUGUUCUGGUAUCUGAGAUACAGCUGUGGGUUUUUGGUAUGGGAAGGCAGGGUAGUGAGGAAGACAAGUAAGGCCAGUGCAGAACAGCUAGCAGUGGCAGACAUGUUCAACCCAUGGAGGGUGGCUUUUCCUUCUUCAGGCUUUUUUGCUCUUGUCUCCCUGACUUACUUUUUAUGCUCCUGUCUUUUUCUUAGGCUUUUGGGGUUUUCAUAGCAUGCUGAAAUAAAGUAUUAAUGAAGUUUGAAGAACACUCACUGAAUGACAGAAUGUAGUUCAACCCAGUCCCCUUGUUAAAUGCUGAUCUCCACCUAGGCCUUGGGACUUGUAUACUUGUGCAGCAUUAGCUUCUAAAUAUCACUGAAAAACUGCCAUAACUGCUUAUUUUGUAAGUUUUGCAGGAAAACCAUAGCCUUAGAAAGCUGAAGGAUACCUAAACAAAGGUUUUUUUUUCUGAAUGUCAAUAUUUUCCAGUAAUGCACUAACCUCUCCAAUGCUCCCCUUAAGGAAGCAGUGGUCAGUGCCUAUGAAUUCACACAUGAAGAAAUGGUAAGGUGAUGACAUUAGAUCAGAAAAUUACACCCGACUUGACUGCAUAAGAGACAUUGUCAACUAUUUUACUGUUAACACUUGAAAUAAUAUAAUGUAUAUAAUGUCUUUUUGUUCUCUAAAAGAGGAAGCCAUAGAAGAAAUAUAAGGGAAAAUUAUCUGUUGACCAUGCUUAAAUAUUGUUAAUGAUAUUGUAUAUACUUAUCUAAGAUGUUAUACAUUGCACAUUAUGAAUUGAGCAGUAUGUUUAAGCAGUGUACUAUACUUUGUGGCAUGUCAGCUCAGUUUCAGGUCAAAAUAAAACUCCUGUCAGGAUGUGCUUCCAAAGUUGGGUUGGAGUUCAGAGAUAGCACAGUUUUCUUCUUUUUUCAGACCAGUUGUUGUUAAUGUUGAAGAGUGUUCUGAACUAUCUUGUUUCUCAUUGGCAAAGAAUGGAAACUAGUAGUAAUAAUAAUUGAUAAGAAAGAGAAAUAAAUAGUAACAGACAAGUAAAAAAGAAAGUGUGAUGACUCUGAACUUUCUCCCUAAGGAGUAAAAAAAGGAAAAAGAAAGAAGACUUAAGUGAGACUUCUGAUCACUCGAUAUCCUUGUCAUCACUUACUUCAGGAUACAUGUGUAUUGCAAAUCAAAUACAAGCACCCAGGCUGAGGUUUGGUGUGCACUGUGGCAUUAACCAGUGAGUAGUGUGUUAUUAAAGUAGAUAUGCACAGGUCUCUUUGGAAAGCUUGUGAGAACUAUAGCUGGGAAACUAUUUUCACUUUGAACAGAAACAAGGCAUUAUUUAUUUUUAUUUAUUUUAUGAUUAUUAUCUUUUUGUUUGAAGAUUUUUUUAUUCGUCAGAAUCUAAAUAUAUGCAUUUAAAUAUUAAAUUGAUUUAGAUUUAUGGAAAUGUCCAUAAAUGUGUUUUCUUCGGUGGGAAAGAAAUUUGUAUCAGAUUGUAACUGCACAGUGAAGCAAAGACAAGGUGUUAUGGAUCAAACUUUUUGUGUACAGAGACUCAGUUCCUCAGCAGCAGCCCUAGUAAUAAUACUUAACCAUAUCUGUACAGCUGCUUUGGUAAAGAGAUGGGAGAAGCCUCUUAGUUAUUACACAAAAAAAAAGAGAAAAAAAUGUAUACUGGCUAUAAUCUUGUGUGCGUAAAGUGCUUGCUCCAACUGUUGAUUCCAUUUGACGAGAGCAAUGAAAUUAUUCUUAGGAACCCCAAGCAGGUAGUCCACUUUUAUUUUGUGAUAAUAGUGCCAUCAGAUUUCUUGCUUAAAGAGUAGUUGUAGUUUGUAUGAAAAUUUUGAUAAAUGCAUAAGUUUAUAUUGCUAUAGUUUGGUUUAUAUAUGUUGUAGUGGAGAUGUUUUGCUAGUUUUUUUGUUACAUUUGAUAACAUAGUUAUAGAUUUUAUACUUGUUGAAUAUUCAUACUUUCCUUGUAUAUUAUGUUAGAACUUAAAAAUAUAUUGUUGAUACCCAAAAUAGGUCAUUAGAAAUGGGAUUACAAUUUCAAAAAAAAAAGAUAUAAAAUAAUGGUUUUGAUUCCAAGCAGAUGAAAUUGAUAUAAAGUGCUUUGUUUUACAUUAUAUUUUAUGACCAAGUUAUUGGUUCUGGAUGCUAUGCACAUGCUUUGAUAAGAAGGAAAUGGGCAAAUACCAUAUAGUUUUUUUUUACAACGAGAUUUUCUUUCUUUCUCUUUUUUUCUCAUUUUCUUUUUCUUUUUUUGGUGUUUGUUAUAAUCAGUAACAAAAGUUAAUGAUGUUGCAGUUUGGGAAGUAAGUGCUGUCUGUCCCGAUGUUUUUUCCAGACUAAACAAACAAUAAGGGAAUCAUAUUGCCUUGCGAGUUGACAGUUGCUUGGAACUUAUGCCAGCACCUUAAGGGAUGUAGCUUUGUGGUUUCCCAACCCCUGAAAAUGCACACACAUCCCUUAGUGUGAGGAAUGAGUUUUUUAGAGAUAUAAACAAAACGUAUUUUUGUAGUUGCCGCAGAUUGUUGGAACUUUUGUCUUAAUAGCCUUGAUGUUGUGUAUAAUCAGUAAACAGUAGUAGGCCAUAUAUCUUGGAGUGACUGGACAAAAUAGACAAAGAGAGAAAAAGAGAUAUACCCUAGGCAGCUAUAGGUACUUCCAAGUAGCAGUAGUGUCCAGCAGGCUUAAUGAUGAUGACAACAACAGUGCCACAGGGAAUCUGGGUUGUCAUUUUAUGAAACUUAUUCUGUUAUGCGUGUGACACACUCUGAUCACAGAUUUACUGUGAUUACAUAGAGAAAGAGUUGCUGAGUCAUUUGACCUCUUUUGAUCUUGCAAUUUUUUGGUACCAGUGAUUUUUAUACUGGGUAACCUUUAGCAAGUUUUAAAUCAAGAACAGUAUAAUUAAGACUACUGUUGCUACAAAGGCAUAAAUUUCAUAUCUGUUAUAAACAAUAAGGGACAUAUUGAUUAAAUAAGAAAAAAAAUAAUUUAACAAGGUAAAAGCUUGAAAAUCUUUUUUAAUAGCCCACUAAUAUGCGCUCUCUCCUGAAGGACAAAAACUGUAUGGAUUCAUAAGUAGUAAUUACUAUAGGCCAAAGAUUACUUAAUGUCUUGAAAUAAUUUUAUAGAUAUAUUUUGUUGAGUAGACAUCACAAUAUAUAUAUAUAUAUAUAUAUAUAUUUUGUUGAGUAGACAUCACAAUAUAUAUAUAUAUAUAUAUAUAUAUAUAUAUAUAUGCGAACACCAGUCAUAUGCAUUGACUGUCACAGUGCUCUUAUCUUCAAUAUUUAAAAUAGGUUAUCUUAAUUUGAUUCUUUUGUAUCUGUUAGGCAUGUGGAAAGAAAACUCCUUUGUUUUCCCUUUAAUAAUCAUUUAUAAUGAAAAAGCUUUUUUUUUUUUUUAUAUAGUCUUUAUUCAAUUUUAUUUUGUUUUUUGUCUGAUGCGUAAACUGAAUAUUUAUUGAUGUCAAACAAGACUAAUAAUUAUUAAAGUUAUAUUUGGAGGAAUAUUUUCUUUUUUUUCUUUAUUACUUUCCUUUUUGUGGCCUAUAAACAUUAUUAUUAGAUCAUUUAAUGACAAUAUGAUGGAACUUUCCUUCCCUUAGAGAUGUCAAACUUAUUUUGAACUUGAUCUUAUCAUCAGAGGUCCAAGACUAAGCUCUUACAGAAGUAGUAACAAAGUUUUCAAAGACUAUUCCAUGUUCAUGGAGGAAAGUGGAGUUCAUCAUUGAGAGGAGACUGAGUCCAGCAGGAGAAAUUUGUUCAAGCACACUGUAGCUUCUAUAACAUUCUCCCAAAAGCAGGGGCAUUUACCUUGCAUGUCUCAGACUAUUACUCAAAAGCUCUCUUAUAAAAAAAAAAAAAAAGUAACCUAGUAUGGCUAGAGAGUAGUACAAGGUAAAUAGUAGAUAAUUAAAACAAUAAUAAGAUAAAACUUAUCUGCAGCAUCAACUAAGAAUAGAUAGAAUGCCACUUGGUCUCUCCCUCCCUCCCACGUGUGUCUUUGGCCCGUGAUCUUGCACUAUGCGAUAAGAACCCUUAAUACUGCUACAGCUCAGAUAAUGAGUAUGGUGUUGCAGUUCCCCUUAUAUUUUGUCAUCAAAAGUAGCUUUUAUCUAUUUUAUUUUGAGGUUUUGUUUAUGAUUUGGCAAACUUAAUUUUAAUUUAUUUAUAUAGUUGCAGUUCUUUCUUGUUAAUAGUAUGGUUGUAAGAUCUACAGAUAUAAUAAUUACAAGUUUUUGUUUAGCCUCAGACUGUUACUUUAUAUUCUUUAUUUAUCAUUAAACUUUUUAUUACUACUAUUUAGUACAAUUAAUUUUUGAUGAUGCUUUACAUGUUCCAGGUGUACAGUAUAUAGGUUAUUAGAGUUGCUGUUAACAUGUUAAUGAUACUGUAUAAUAAAAAAUAUUAAAAAUGAAUAAACUGUUCACAACAAAAA